Molecule: messenger RNA, 508 nt
Organism: Saprolegnia parasitica CBS 223.65
Lineage: Eukaryota; Oomycota; Saprolegniomycetes; Saprolegniales; Saprolegniaceae
Exons: 1
Coding region: 98-454 (118 amino acids)
Source: RefSeq, a predicted model, not a curated record
AUCCGAUUGAGUUUAGUGCGAGAGAGUAAAGUUCGAAAGCGUGGUCUCAUUAUUCUUCGUGCUCGGCAGAGUCCGCCGCCGCCGACGAGCCAAGACCAUGUCUUCGUACCCAACGACGACUGCUCCGACAACGACGCCUUCCACGACGACACCGUACUACGCCAAGCCCGUCAUGAAGCGCAAGCGCGCGCUCGAGGCGCUCCCGCCCGCCAAGAAGGGCCUCACCGACUCGAUGCAUGCGACGCUGGCACUGCUCCAGCACAUCCCCGCGCUUGCCACGUUUCCGCCCGGUCGUCGCGCCACGCGUCGGGGCGGCGUCGAUGCUGGCGACAUGAUGAUCCACGCCCUCGGCGCCGUCAUGAGCGCGACCCAAGUGACGCCGAUACCGUCCCGAAGGCCGACGUCGGCCACAAAAGAAGACGAGGCGCGGCCAUGCGCCAACUCGUCGUGCUGAUAGUGCAAUAGUCGUCGAACCUGUAAUAUGAAGCAACACCAACGUACUCACGUC